Molecule: messenger RNA, 5452 nt
Organism: Cavia porcellus (domestic guinea pig)
Lineage: Eukaryota; Metazoa; Chordata; Mammalia; Rodentia; Caviidae
Gene: Abhd11
Product: abhydrolase domain containing 11
Exons: 6
Coding region: 93-1016 (307 amino acids)
Cellular component (GO): mitochondrion
Molecular function (GO): carboxylic ester hydrolase activity
Source: RefSeq, a predicted model, not a curated record
GAGAGAGGGUUCACUAUAGGCGGGGCUCGUGAUGUGAGGGCUCCUGGCGGACGCAUGCGCAGCGCCUCGCGCGUGGCAAAGCGGUCACCACUAUGCUCCGCUGGGCCAGCGUCUGCAAGGCCUCCCGCGGGGCGCUCAGUCCCUGCAGGCCCAGCACUUCGAGGAUACCUGAAGCUCUCAGGAGGAGUAGUGGCGGUGACCGAGGGCACGCCGAGCCGAGGCCGCUGCCGCUAUCCUACAAGCUUCUGGACGGGGAAGCGGCCUCCCCGGCCCUCGUUCUCCUGCACGGACUCUUCGGCAGCAAAACUAACUUCAACUUCAUCGCCAAGUCCUUGGCUCAACAGACUGGCCGAAGGGUGUUGACUGUAGAUGCUCGGAACCAUGGUGACAGCCCCCACAGCCCGGAUGUGAGCUAUGAGGCCAUGAGCCAAGACCUGCAGGACCUCCUGCCCCAGCUGGGCCUGGCACCCUGCGUCCUUAUCGGCCAUAGCAUGGGAGGAAAGACAGCCAUGCUGUUGGCCCUGCAAAGGCCCGAGCUGGUGGAACGUCUGAUUCCUGUGGACAUCAGCCCAGUGGCCCAUACUUCCUUGUCACAUUUCUCCACCUACGUAGCAGCCAUGAAGGCCAUAGACAUCCCAGAUGAGCUGCCUCGAUCCAGUGCCCGGAAACUGGCUGAUGAGCAGCUCAGCCAAGUUGUCCAGAACUCAGCCGUGCGGCAGUUCCUGCUCACCAACCUGGUGGAGAUCAACGGGCGCUUUGGUUGGAGGGUGAAUUUGGACGCCUUGGCCCAGCACAUGGACGACAUCCUGACCUUCCCUCAACGACAGGAAUCCUACUCUGGCCCAACCCUCUUCCUCAUCGGUGGAGACUCUGCAUUUGUACAGCCCAGCCACCACCCUGAGAUAAAGCGACUCUUCCCUCGAGCACAGAUGCAGACUGUGCCCAACGCAGGCCACUGGGUCCAUGCCGACCGCCCACAGGACUUCAUAGCUGCCGUGAAAGGCUUCUUGACCUAAGAGUUGCCCCUGCAAGAGGGACCAGGAGACGCUGGGCUUCUCAUCACUCCAUCUGGCUCAUCUUUCCAUACAGAAGGACUCAGGCUGAGUGGACAUCUGGUGCAGGGACAGUCAGACCUCCAGCUUUAAUGAACAGAGAUGGUGCCCCCAAAGUCCUGGGCCAGCCUCUUACCACCAUCGGCCCCGCCGACCCUGAGGCAGUUGGGCCUGGAGGCUCCUGGCAGCACCAGCGUCCCCACGGAUGCCCAGCACACCCCCAGCCUCACUCUGCAGCUGACUCUGCACCAGCUUCGCCACUAACUGCUGCAUGUCCUCCUGUGGGGGAGAGCAGGGUCAGGGCUAGCCCAGUCACAUCCCCACCUCUCCCAGUCCAGCCAGCACUCCAUCCUACCUCCCAGGCCUCCACCUCCUGCUUCAGCCUCAGUUUCUCCUCUAGGACCUCCAGCAGCUGGGCCUCUACAGCACACAGCCUGGCCCUGCAUGUGUCCAGCUCGGCCUCCACCGCUUGCUUCCUGCAGGCAUAGGAAUAGCAGCUUGAGGCUCAGGGCCUCCAGGGAUGCCUGGCUCCCACCUUCCCUCCAGCAGAACAGGGCCCUGUGGGUGAGCCUGCCCCUCCCCCAGGCCUCACCCCACACCCCCUCAGCCAUCUCUCACUUGGCAAGGGCUUCAUCCCGCUCCUGGAGCACCUGGUCCAGUGAGGGCUCUGGCUGUGUGGCCCCCAGCGCUCCAGGGGAUUCUGGGCUCUGUAGGGUGAAGGGGCAGAGGGCUGAAGUUGCCUGAAUGAGGUGUCCCACCUUGGCCUUGACCCUGAUGCAGAUAUCAAGAGGGAAGGAGGCUGAGGCAGGCUGUACCUCUCCCCUGUGCCCAGUCUGUGGUUGGUCCACCAGAAAGUACACCAGGGGGAUUCAAGCCAUACCGAGGAGGUGGCAGCGGUGGCCAUUGUCUGCCCUAAGAGCCAGUAAAGUGGUCAGAGUGUCUGGACUCCCAGAGUGAGGUCUCACCAGCCCCCAGGAAAGGACAGGGCAGGUGGGUUCCGGACACUUACCCCCAGGGCCCGUACACGGAGGGUGGCCUGGUCACUGGAACUCUGCCUGACUGGUGUGGCAGCCUAGGAGGCGGCCCUUUGCCCUCCCUUCCAGAUGGGACACUCCCUAGGGAGGGCCCUGCUCCAGCAGCCCCGCCCAGGGCAAUGAGUAGGAACAAGUAGUCCCUCCCUCCUGCACCUGCAAUAACUGGUGCCUUUCCCCUCCUUGCCCCCAGGGGGCGCUGUAUCCUCUGCCUUCAAGGAAAGGUGCCAAGGGGUGGCUCCCUGGUACCUUAAAUGGCACCUUCCACACACACAGCUCUAACCUGGCCUCGGCAGAAAAUAAGGGAAACGUUUAUUUUGUUUUCCAGUACCACGAUUGAACUGAGGGCCUUUGCCCAGUCCAUUUUAUUUUGAGACAGUCCGGAUAAGUUACACAGACUGACUUUGAAUUCACAAGCUUCCUGCCUCAGCCUCCUGGAUAGCUGGAAUUAAAGACACGUGCUUGGCAUGAACAAAAACUUACUCCUGAGAUCUUGAAUAUCUCUUCCCCUGCACUCUUGCUCCUAACCUCUGUGACAGGUCCAGCAUUCAUUCCAAGAGCAGAUGCUGCAGGCCCAGGAUCUCAGACACAGAGCAGUACACUGGUGAUGUAAACUUGUGAAUGGAGCUCAUCACUGUUGAGAAGCCAAAGCAGCAGUGCACGUGUAUGUGUUUGAAUGUUUGUUUCUGGAUCAAACCCAGGUGCAUUCCACUACUGAGUUACCUUCCCUGUUCCCCAUUUUUGGCGGAGCAAGAGGAAGUCUCACUAAAUUGCCUGGGUAAGACUGUGAUCCUCCUGCCUCAGCCUUCCGGAGUGCUGGGAUUACAGGUGCUAGAAAACUUCAGUGCUCCCUCCAGGAAGCCCCUGCUGUGACCACUCCAGGUUGACUCUGGGUGCCUACACAGCUGGUUUUCUGCCAGUGCCAGCCUUGAUAGUGUCUUCAGUUGAAGAGGUGGCCGAGCUGUACCCAAACGUGCCCUUUCUGUGAGAUGCAUUCAGUUGAGAAGCUACCGGUACUGUGGCCCAGACAAGCCCUGAUCUCUAGGCCUCUGUAGCCACCAGAGAUGAAGCCAAUGCCAUGUAAGAGGAUGAGGGGUCUCUGGGGCAGGGCAUAGGGGCAUACAAGUCCCUGCACCAUUCAGUCUGAUGGGUUCCCCUCUGGGCUCAGGAGUCAGCCUGCAGGAGGCUUAUGUUUGCCAGACAUUUAACUUACUUUGAAACAAUUACAAGGUGUUUAAGUUCCAAAAAAUAGCUUUUGAGGGGUAAAAAAAAUUUGACAUCAGAUAUUGGAGGCAUUUUCCACUGCUGUCUAUUCUGCUCAGUCUAGGACAGGUCACAGCCUUUGUGUGUCCCAACCUUGGCUGCCCUGAAGAUUAAGGGGCCCUGUUUCAAAAAAAAGCAAUAAAUAGAUCUAGAAAAACUAGAAUUAAAAGCUUAGUAAGAGCCCAGUUGGUGGUAUGCAUCUGUAGUCCCAGAUAUCAGGAGACUUGAGGCAGUAGGAUCAUUGCAAGUUCAAGAGCAGCUGAACUACAGAGUGAGCUCAAGGCCAACCUGAACUGCAUAGUGAGACCCUGUCUCAAAAAACAUAAUUGUGCAGUGGCUGGGGAUGGAACUCAGAGCAGUUCGCCAGCAGGCACAAGGCCUUGGGUUCAGUCACCAGCACUGGAAAACAUGAUGGGAUGCACCACAGAGAGAAAGGGGGAGGGAGGGAUCGUGGAAGAGCAGGAGAAGGCUGUUCCACGUAAACCUGUGGUUGCCCUAUGGAAACCCAAAUAAUUCAUCUGCCCAGAUGAAAACCAUCCUAAUCACGCUCAGGGCUUAAAAUAAUGCUUUCAAUUCAGAGGUUCAAGAAUGCUUUGAUGGGGGGCUGGGGAUUUAGCUCAGCGGCAUAAGUGCCUGCCUUGCAAGCAGGCAGUCGUGGGUUCAAUCCCCGGUACCGAUAAAAAGGAAAAAGACAAAAAAAAAAAAAAAUGCUUUGAUGCUGGGCCUGAUGAUGCACACCUCUAAUCCUAGCACUUGAGAGGUUGAGGUAGGAGAACUGCCAAGUUCAAGGCCAGUCUGGGCUGCAUAGUGAAUUCAGGGUCUGCCUGAGCUACAUUAUCUUGACCGUGUCUCAGAAAACAGGAAAGGGGCUUUGUUUAUAAGUGAAAGCUCAAGAAAACUAUUCGGAACCUGGAGCGGGAGCUAAGGAAGACAUGGUUUUUGUUGUUUUUUUGAGACAGGGUCUCCCUAUGUGCCUUGAAUUCACUGUGUAGCCCAGGCUGGCCUUAAAUUCCUGGCAAUUCUCCUGCCUCAGCCUCCCAAGUCCCGGCAGUAUGGGGGGUGUACCACCAUGCCCAGCUAGAGACAUGAUUGUGACAGUGAGAUUGGAAAGCAGAAAUAAAAGUGAAGGGUUUGAAUAAACUUUCAAAACCAUGAGUGGAAAAGUAUUGUUUCCACAUAAAAAUCUCCUUUAAAAUAAUGUGGCUUUAACUAUUUAAAAUUUCACUACUUUUUAAAGUAGUAAUUACUCCUCAUCACUUGAAAGUUUGAAUUAUAAUAUUAGGCAAAAUUUCUUUUCAUCUGAUUAGGAAAAAGACAUUUACAUUCAGGCAUGUAAAGAAUUUCAUUCUAAAGUGCCAUCUCAGAUGGCACACCAAGUAGGGCACUGUGCAUCCCCCCAAACACACCACCUCCCUUCCGGUGCAAGUGCACCAGGCCUCAGGUAAAGCUGCAAGGUGACAGUUUUGGACUAACUGGGGCUGGGGAGAUAUCCCUUGGGCCCCUGGGUACUGGGUUUUGUGGCGAAAACAGCAGGCAUGCUGGCUGUUAUGCCUUUGAUCUAGAUGUCCCCCCAAAGCCUCAUGCAAUCAUACUUUGGCUUUUUCAGAAGUGACUGGAGCUAGAGUGUAUGGUAUCAGGAUUGACUCAUGGUACAAUGCUAGGAUCAGGGGCCUUGGGGUUAAGGGUGUGGGUGGGCAGCACUCACACCACCCACUUAAAGGAGUCUGGAUAACAUAAAACAAUUUUUUUAAGACAAGGUUUCAUUGGGGCUGGGGAUUUAGCUCAGCGGUGUGAGCAUCUGCCUUGCAAGCAGGCAGUCCUGAGUUCGAUCCCCGGUACCGAUAAAAAGGAUAUGCAGUUCAGGCUGGUCAUGAACUCACUUCGUAGCCCAGGCAGGCUUCCAACUCGCAGAAAUCCUCCUGCCUCAGCCUCCCAAGUGCUGGGAUUGCAGGUUUAUGCAGAAAAAUGUUGAGGCCCCUUGUUGCUUUUGCUACCUUGUGGGUGCCAUGAACUGUCCCUUCUGGAAUGCCAACCCUGCCUUGAAGCCAGCCAAUUAUGGACUAAAACCUCUAUGAACUGAGUUAAAUAAACCUUUUUCCCCUUUCA